AUGCCGUCCUUAAAUGAUCCCGUCAAGCUUCCAUCCGGGCUAGUGUUCCCGAACCGGCUUGUGAAGGCCGCAAUGGCCGAGCUGCUAGGCGGGUUUUGGAACACCCCUACACCAUCCCUCCUCAAAGUCUACGAACAAUGGGGCAAAGGCAGUUGGGGCGGCAUUCUCACAGGAAACGUCCAAGUUGACGUAAACCACCUCGGGACCCCUUUCGACCCCGCCCUAGCUGGCGAGUACACCGACCCCAACCGCAACAAAGAGCUUGUGGCAACAUGGAAAAAAUACGCCGCCGCCUCCCAGGAGCACGGGCCACCGUCAAUUGUCCAGCUCUGCCAUCCAGGUCGGCAGUCUCUUCGCAUGGCGGGGCGGAGAGGACCCUUUGCCUCUCCCAUUGCGCCGAGCGCUAUUCCCUUGGAUAUGGGGGAUGGUUUCCUGCAGCGGUGGAUGAGCUGGUUGGCGUUUCCGCCGCCGAGGGAAAUGACACAGGCAGAUAUCGACAUGGUCACGCGGCAGUUCGUUGAUUCGGCUCGUUUGAUGGCUGAUGCUGGGUUUUCGGGUGUGGAAUUGCAUGGAGCGCAUGGGUAUAUGAUUGAUCAGUUCCUCAACCCUAAGUCCAAUAUCCGAACAGAUGCCUACGGCGGCUCCGCAGCCAAUCGGGCAAAGUUCGUCCUCGAUAUCUUCCAUGCGAUCCGCGCCGUUGUGCCUCCAACAUUUUGCAUUGGCAUAAAGUUCAACUCGGCCGACUACAACUCUGCCAGCUUCGAAGACACAAUGAUCCAGAUUGGUCUCCUUGCCGAAGCAGGCAUCGACUUCAUCGAGAUCAGCGGUGGUACCUAUGAAGAUCCGAAGAUGAUCGGUCCGGCCGGCCAACCAGGACAACCACAACCCCAAGAACAAAAAAGUGCCCGCACCGCCGCCCGCGAAGCCUUCUUCCUCGAAUUCGCCUCGGCAGUGCGCACGCGAUAUCCGAACCUAAUCCUCAUGCUAACAGGCGGUUUCCGCACCCGCGCGGGCGCCGAGUACGCUCUCUCCCAGAACGCCUGCGAUUUGGUCGGAAUCGGCCGUCCGGCGGCAAUCGACCCGGGCUUCGCAAAGUUAUUACUUGACGAUAAUCUUUCUGAGGAGGAAGCGCAGCUAGUGCUAAAAAGGGUCGCUGUGCCGUUUUGGGCUAAGUUAGUUCCGCUAUCCGCCGUUGGGGCGGGGUGGGAGACUUCAUACUAUACGAGACAGAUACAGCGGAUUGCGAAGGGCUUGAGGCCAUAUUUACCCGUUUAA
Aspergillus calidoustus is the source of this 1275-nucleotide messenger RNA. Lineage: Eukaryota; Fungi; Ascomycota; Eurotiomycetes; Eurotiales; Aspergillaceae. The record is from the annotation of a GenBank genome assembly.